Molecule: messenger RNA, 1194 nt
Organism: Rhagoletis pomonella (apple maggot)
Lineage: Eukaryota; Metazoa; Arthropoda; Insecta; Diptera; Tephritidae
Exons: 1
Coding region: 1-1194 (397 amino acids)
Molecular function (GO): zinc ion binding; nucleic acid binding
Source: RefSeq, a predicted model, not a curated record
AUGAGCGAAGAUAAAAGCAACGAAACGUUUGGUGAUUCUGCGAUAGGAAACGAUACUGUUGAUGAUACUAUAAUUUUUGUAUCAAGUAAUUUUCUCUAUGUACUAUGUCUGAGUCAAGAGCAUAUCAAAUACACCGCUUCAACGGGCAGAAUUACCAACAGACAGAUGGAGAUUUACAUGACUGAGAACAAAUUGAAGGAAUAUAUUUUAGGCACUACACAGCGUACAGAAGCAAAUUCACGUAUCUGGGAUGAGAAGGAUGCGGAGGCACAAGCCUUUAUAAUGCGAGGUAUCGAGUUGGAGCAGCUGAAAUACUUAACGGAGUGUACAACUGCAGCACAAAUGUGGUCAAAGCUGAAAAUCGUACAUUCCGAGAAAUGUGAGCAGUCGGCGCAAGUGCUGUUAGAAAAAUUUAUAAACUGCAAAAUGGAUUUGGAUGAGAGCAUUGUUAAUUAUGUAGCGAGAGUUGUGUCUUUAGCACAAAGACUUAAAGACAUGGAUAUGGAACAAAAACAGCCUAUGGUUAUUGCAAAAAUUUUAAGCAGUUUGCCGUCUAAAUAUGACCAUGUAAGAACUGCUUGGUAUGCAGUACCCCGGGCAGAACAGAAUAUCGAACGACUAACCGAUCAUUUAGUAAAUGAAGAGUCACUAAUGAAUUUACGCUCAGCUCACCACGUUGAAGAUGACACGGUAAAGACUGCAUAUUCAGUGAAUAAGUUCAACAAAAAGCCAAAGAUGCGCACUAAACGUAGUGGAAGCUGCAACUAUUGCCAUAAAGAAGGGCACUGGGCACGAGAAUGUUUUAAAAAGCAACGUGAUAGUCAAAAUAGCAUAUCUAAUGAAAAGCACUCACUUGCUCUAGAGAGAGAAACUGGUUUGAAAUCUAGCGGUUCAAAUAGCUCCAAACAAAAGAAUGCUGAAAAUACACACUUGUUUGUCUUGCAAACGAAUACCACACAAAAUAAAAUGAAAAACAUAUUUUACGCGGAUUCUGGAGCCACAGACCACAUGACAUUCCUGAGGGAGCUACUAAAGAAUUUUCGGGAAUUUUCCACUAAUGCAUGCCAGGUAAAAGUUGGUGACGGUCGAAGGCUGGACGUUUGCGGUAUCGGAGAUAUUGAAGUGUAUGCAAUGAAUCAGGAGAAGUUUAUUCAUACAAUUAAAGAUGUCUAUUGGUGCAUGAACUUGAUAUGA